Molecule: messenger RNA, 6078 nt
Organism: Nerophis lumbriciformis (worm pipefish)
Lineage: Eukaryota; Metazoa; Chordata; Actinopteri; Syngnathiformes; Syngnathidae
Source: RefSeq, a predicted model, not a curated record
AUGGCUUUACCAAACUCAACAGGCUCUGCCGGAGGGGGCAAGCCCGAACCCGGCAUCAUCGACCUAGGCACCAUCUUCGUCGACUCCGACAUUAUCUUUGGAUUCACCAGUCACUUACUGAAAAGAAAAAAGAAGUUGGAGGGAUGCCCGACUGGAGAGUCUCCGGCCACCCCCAGGAAGAGGCUGCUCUCGGCGGAGGACGCGCGCUGCAGCAGCCGGCCUGCCCCCGAGGGCGCUGGCUCUGUUUGUGUGGCCGAGUUGGAGGAAAAAGGGAGCUUUUGUCACACUUGUCAGAAGAAAGUGUCCGAGUUGAGGAAGCUGGCGUUAACCCUGGCUGACCCAAACUCAUCAAAGGACACCGGCUAUGCAGCUUUUCUGUUCGAGCAGCUCAACACAUCUGGGAGCAAGGAAAGCGCUGUCACUUGCUGCCAGGUGUGCUUCACGCCUCUCCACCAACUGAAGCAGGAAGCUUUGCAGACUCUCCAUGAUCCCGUCCUCACCCUCGCCCCCGACAUGCCGGCCUUGCCUGCUUCUUCCUUUUUACCGCGCCCCUCCAGAUUUGCGGGUUCACCAUCGAGCAUCCAUGCAAACCAACUGUCCAAAGGCCAAGCUGGCACUCAAUCAAUCCUGCCCACGGGGGAACAGCUUAGAGGACUAUGCGGGUCCCAGGGCCCUCCAAUUCCAUCGAGUUCUAAAACCAGUGUCCAGGUGACAGUGGCAGGAGGGCAGCUCACUGGAUCCUUAAGCGCCGUCACCAUCCAAACACAGCAGUACCUCGAGGGCGUUUGGAGCAUUUCCAGGGUCAACAACUUCCUCCCUCAGCUUAAAUCGGCCCAGAGCUUGAUGGGGGAUGCCGACAGAGAUGUCACAACAUCUACAGCCACGCUCACCAGCAGCAGCAGCAGCAGUACCAAGAGCAGCACCUUGACACCCUGUCGCCUGAGAGGCUCCACGCAAACGGGCCUCCCUACCCCGAUCACCAGCGCUUCCAGCUCUGUCACACCCUCCUCAUCUGCAGCUGCCUCCUUCUUCAUCAGGGCUGCUCAGAAGCUCAACCUGUCCUCCAAACGAAAGAAGCAGCAACCUUCGCUGCUCCAUCCACAGGAGCCCUCCAUCUACCCCACCAACUUUAGUGGCAUCCUGCAGGUGUCACCCCCCGCUGCCCCGCCAUGCCUGCUCCGCGCUGUGUCCAAAGUGAAAGAGAACCCAGGGAUGGGAAAGGUCAAAGUGAUGAUGCGCAUUUGCCCAUCCUUGGAGGCGACGGACUCAUCAGAGUCUCAAUCCUUCUUGAAAGUGGACAGCAGGAAAAAGCAGGUAACCCUCUACGAUCCCGCAUCCAGCCCGCCGCACUCAAGUUCGGCACACAGACGCUCCGCCACUGUUGCUGUCCCAAAGAUAUUUGCCUUUGAUGCAGUUUUUACCCAGGACGCCUCACAAGCAGAGGUGUGCUCAGGUACAGUUGCAGAAGUCAUCCAGUCAGUAGCCAAUGGUGCAGAUGGGUGCAUCUUCUGCUUCGGUCAAGCGAAGCUCGGCAAGACGAACACUAUGAUUGGCAAAGACAGCUCGACUCAGACCAUAGGUGUUGUGCCCUGUGCCAUCUCCUGGCUCUUCAAGCUCAUUAAUGAACGCAAGGAGAAGACGGGCGCACGCUUCUCUGUCCGGGUGUCUGCUGUAGAAAUCUUCGGGAAAGAAGAGGAGCUGAAGGACCUGCUGUCUGAAGUUUCGAAAGGGAGCCAGCAAGAGGGUCAAUCUCCAGGCAUCCAUCUCAGAGAGGAUCCCAUUUGUGGCACACAACUUCAGAAUCAGAGCGAGCUACAUGCCCCGACAGCUGAGAAGGCGGCUUUCUUCCUGGAUGCCGCCAUAUCGGCCCGCAGCACCAGCCAGCCCAAUGCAGAUGAGGAGGAGCGACGCAACUCCCACAUGCUGUUCACGCUGCACAUCUACCAAUACCGCAUGGAGAAGAGUGGCAAGGGAGGAAUGUCUGGUGGACGCAGCAGGCUGCACCUCAUUGACCUGGGGAGCUGUGAAAAGAUCCUGAGUAAAAGUCGAGAAGGUGGAGGGGGCGCAUGUCUUUCUCUGAAUGCAUUGGGAAAUGUCAUCAUGGCUUUGGCGAAUGGAGCAAAACAUGUACCAUACAAAGACAGCAAGCUGACAAUGCUACUGCGAGAGUCCCUCGGCAACAUCAACUGUCGAACCACCAUGAUCGCCCACAUCUCCGAUUCUCCAGCGAACUACGCUGACUCGCUCACCACGAUACAACUGGCAUCGCGCAUUCACCGCAUGAGGAAGAAGAAAUCAAAGUAUGCAUCCAGUUCGUCUGGAGGGGAAAGUUCCUGUGAGGAAGGGAGGAUUCGUCGACCACCCCACCUUAGACCUUUCCAUCCUCGGACUGUAGCACUUGACCCAGAUCUACCGUCUCUGCUCAGUGACCCAGACUAUUCCUCCAGUAGUGAACAGUCAUGCGAUACUGUCAUUUAUGUGGGCCCUGGAGGAGCUGCGAUCUCAGACAGAGAGCUCAGUGACAAUGAAGGCCCACCUGCCUUUGUUCCCAUCAUCCCUUCCAUCAACAAGAAGAGGACAACAAAGGAGGGUCCUUUAGACAGAGAUCAAUUCUUUAAAUGCAACACAUUUGCUGAGCUACAAGAGCGGCUGGAAUGUAUCGAUGGUAGUGAAGAACCUACAGCGUUUGUUGGCGAAGGCAAGCGACACCAUGCGAACCCCAAGUUGGACAAAUCUAAGGAGAGCGAAAGCUCUGUUUCACCAAAGACUGUUGCAAGUAUGACUUGUAACCAAGAUAGCAUUUCUCCUAAAUUAGUUGCCAUUGAACCAUUUUCCAGUCCUGGCAAUAAAUCUAAAGCAGACAUUUUAGAAAGGCGCGGCACACUAGCAGAAAUGAAACAAACGGAAUGUGUGGUUCCGAAUGUAUGCAGAACUAGUGCUGAUGGCGAGAGGAUCUUGGUUCCAGAAAACACAGUUGAUGCUGAAAAAUUGCCAAGUGCUGCAACAACUCAUCCUGAGCCCGUUGUAAGGGAGAAGAUAUACUUCAACAAGAAAGGCUCUCGCAAAGAAAUUUCUGAAAAGACAGCACGAUCCAACACCAGAAUGCCCCCGGUAGGAAUGAGCCACCAGGCUGUGAAAAGGAGGGAUCCUUGCGCUUCCCCAAUUCUCAGAGCUCCAAUGGAGGUUUGCCAGGUGAGCUCCACCAUACAGGAAAGGUGCUUCGACCGGGACAUCUUGAGAGCGACUGUCACCUUGCAGCAGCCUGUUGAACUUAAUGGAGAAGACGAACUCGUGUUCACUGUUGUAGAGGAGCUAUCUAUAGGCAGUAUUGUCGAUAAGGGUCGGCCAUCCAGCAUUAUCAGCUUUAACAGUGACUGUUCUUUGCAGGCCAUUGCCUCUGGCUCCAGACCUGUCAGCAUUAUUAGCAGCAUCAAUGACGAAUUUGAUGCCUACACAUCAUCUGUAGAGAGAGCUGAUCUAAACAUCGAAUUGGCCAUGCCGCUACAAGAAGGACCACUGGAGUGUGUACAUAGUAGGGGUUCUUCUGUCAGCUCUUGGCUUAGUGAAGUUAGUGUCUGCACCCUGGAGAGUGAAGGAGCUCAAUCUUCGGACGUCUUUCUUCCACCAGAAAAGGACAUUGGAACAGAAUCCACUUUUAAUUUCGAUUCCCUUGAUAUGUUACAUAGUGUGCCAUCGACUAGAGAUACCAAGAAUUCGUUGAAUGACAGCGGAUUUAGUUUUUCUGAACAGGACAGUGACAGUACUGCCUCAAGCAAACUGUCCUUGACAAAGUGCCCGCCAUCUCCAGAUUCAACCAAAGCAUCCCUCAGAUUGCCUUCUAAAAUAACAAAGGCUCAUUCACUUAGCUCCACACUUUCACAGUCUCCCUCCAUGGUUCACUCCAGUCUUCCAAGGAAGGUAAAACAUACCUCAUCCAUCCCUAGUAGUAGCAGUAGCAGCAACAGCAGAGAUCUACCGAGGCAAGAGAAUAAACAGGAGAAUCCCUGGCAGCGUACGGACAACCUUCCACAAGCUCAACCGAUUGUCUCCACCAGCAGGUUCGUCAGAACGCCUCAGAGUGGAAUCUCUUCGAGCAAAGUAUCCAACAACUGUAACAGCGCACCUCGGCCAUCUAAACUACAUGGGGCUACCUCUUCCCAAAGGGUGGUUGAUGGGUGUGAAAAGACUGCCUGUAAGAAAUUUGACCCUCCCAGCCGAAUGCCUCAGCUGAGAAGAGGAGCCACCACCUUGGGAACAGUGCCCGUCAUCCAUUCCUCUACGGACUACAAGGGAACGCAAGAUGUUGCGGCAGCAACAGGCCUUAAAUUCUCUUCUCUAGGGAAAAGCAACAAGGCUAACUCACAGAAAUCAAGCAAUCUACCUAGACCUGGUUGUAUAUCACCUCCCCCUCCUCCAAUAAGAAAGUCCAGUCUUGACCACAAGACCAAGAUCCUUCUACCCCAAAGUGCCUUAAAAUUAGCAUAUGGGGAAGCAGGAAGGAACCCCGGCGCAAGAGCAGUGGUGUCAGAAGAUGAACUAGAAGUUCGUCACAGAUUAGACUCCAUUGGUUUAAAAACCUCCAGCCUGAGAGCUGACCAUAGCAAUGUCAAAGUUACAUCAGGUUUGAAGGCCAGAGGGACCAGAGGUGAAGCCGGACAUCACUAUGGAAGCCAGAUGUCAUUGGAGAGGUCUGAUAGUUUGUCUCUGUCCAGCCCCCGACCCGGGCUUAGUCGGGAAAAUAGCGGAGCAAGUCUGGGGAGCAGCAGUAGCAAGGUCGGGAAAUCUAUUCCUAGAUUUGGAAUUCCUAAUUCUUCAAGUUCCCCUAUUGCAUCCUGCCCGUCAUCCCCAGGUGGAGGAACUAUGAGUAAAAUGGCCCAGGUGAAAGCAGCAGGAAAUCCUCGUGCAUUGGGAGCACUCAAUAGCAGUAAGGCCCGCUCAUUGUCCGCCAACAGUUCCAAAGGCUUAAGUUCCUCCACCAAAUCAUUGGCUAGUGCUGUGACUAGAACCACCAAUGCCAACCUUCCUCCAUCAGGCAGAACGUCAGGUCCCCGUUCCCCUGCCGCCGUUGUCGGUAGCAAGACUGGGAGAGGGACUAUCAUGGGUACAAAGCAGGCAGUACGAGCCGCCAACAGUCGUGUGAGUGAACUAGCAACAAGUGGCAUAUCGGGCAAGCAUGCGACAGUUUCCGGAGAUUCGGACAGUGGCAAUGACAGUGGCGUGAAUGUGGGUGAUGACAAAUCAUCAAUAGCAAUGCUACCCUCUCCGUACAGCAAAAUUACAGCACCCAGGCGGCCCCAGCGGUACAGCAGUGGUCACGGCAGUGACAAUAGUAGUGUGUUGAGCGGGGAAUUGCCUCCAGCGAUGGGCCGCACAGCUCUCUUCUAUCACAGUGGUGGCAGUAGUGGAUAUGAGAGUAUGAUCCGUGACAGUGAAGCCACGGGGAGUGCUUCCUCUGCCCACGACUCAAUGAGUGAGAGCGGAAUAUCAUCUUCAGGCCGGACAAGGACCUCCAAAUAUCCAAAAAAGAGAGCGACUGGUUUCCAGAGACGACGCCUCAUUCCAGCACCGUUGCCUGAUACGUCGUCCCUGGGGAAGAAAGUCGGCACAGCUGGCCAGUGGGUCGACUUGCCUCCGACACUGAAAGAGCCUUUUGAAAUCAAGGUCUACGAGAUCGACGAUGUGGAACGCCUUCAGAGAGGACGACAGGAACAAGCCGGAGAGCAAUCGUUUCAUGAUGUUGACAAGGGGCUGUUGUAUUUUAACAAUAAGUUGAAGAUUUUGGAGAGAAGGCAGCAGCAAGUCAGGGAAUUGAAAGCGAAGCAUGAGGUCUUGAUGGAGGAGCUGGAGGACACCAAGGCCCGACUGAUGAUGGAUCCCAGAAAGUGGACUGGAGAGUUUGACUUGGACCCAAAUUUGGAUAAGGAGUCUCCGGAGUACCUAGACGUUUUGGAGAGGGUCACGGAGGAGCUGGAGUUUUGCGUGAACUUGUGCAAGUCGCGUGUCAUGAUGGUGACCUGCUUCGACAUCAGCACGCAAGCCGGUGCCACUCACGAGGAACCACGGGAAGUUGAAGUUUGA